This is a messenger RNA of Lolium perenne, 1622 nucleotides long. RefSeq lists its product as uncharacterized. The record is from RefSeq and is a predicted model, not a curated record. Lineage: Eukaryota; Viridiplantae; Streptophyta; Magnoliopsida; Poales; Poaceae.
ACAGAGAAGCGCACACCAAGCAUACCCACCACCUGAAUCGAUCAUGGCGACCAAGAACAGCAGCAGCAGCACCAACGGCACAGCAGGCUCAUCGCACGACGCGCUUCCGUCCCUCCUCGCCGCCGCGCGGCCGUUUCUCCGCGGCGACCUCGCCGCCGUCGACCCGGAGCUCCCCUCGCUGGUGUCCGUCCUCGUCUCUGCUGGUGCCGGCGAGUGCUACCACAAGCACGGCACCUUCCUGGACCACCUCGUGGACGUCUACCGCAUCCUCCACCUGUGGGGCGCGCCGGACUCCGUGUCACGCUGCGGCCUCUACCACUCUUCCUACUCCAACUCUUACGUCAACCUCGCCAUCUUCGAGCCCGACGUGAGCCGCGCACGCGUCCGCGCCAUCAUCGGCGACGCCGCCGAGCGCCUCGUGCACCUCUUCUGCGUCGUCCCGCGCCACGCUCUCAUGCACGAUGACCUACACCUCCGUUACACCGACGCAGAGCUCAGGGACCACCUCGCCAAAGCCGAGGCCUCCCUCGUCAAGGCUGCCAACGGCGAGUACGCGAGGUCGGAGGCGUGGCGGGUGAAGCUGCGGUCGGUGGUGCCGGAGGAGGGCGUGGUCGCGCCGCACAUCCGGACGGGGGAGCCAGUGGCGCUGUCUCGGAGGGUACUGGCGGUGUUCGUGCUGAUGACAGUCGCCGACUUCAGCGACCAGUACACAGAUUACCAGGACAAGCUGUUCGGCAACGAGGACGGACGCCUGGAGUUCACCGGCGACAACUGGGCCGCACUCUGGCCAGGCACCGGCAAGCCGGGGCUGUGGAUGUGCGUCAUGUCCAGGCUGGCCGCCAUCUACCGCCUCAUCGCCACCGACGAGCGCAUCCGCCGCAUGGAAAAUGACGCCAUCGACCACAACGUGGAUGAGGACGCGGGGCUGGAGCUCUCCAUUCCGCCGGUGUUCGACCGGUGCAGGAAGGUGCUGGACCCCGACGAGCAGAUCGCGGCAAGGGACCUGUACUGGGAGGCGAUAUGCAGCGACGUGAAAGGCGUCGACGGUGACUGGACGAAAAUAGAGUCGCUGCUGCGGCAGAGCAUCGAGAAGAAUCCGUUCGUGGGGGAGCCGUGGCUGGUGCUGGCACAGGUGCUGCUGAACGGUGGCGGGAGGUGGGAAGAGGCGGUCGCAGCGGCGGAGGAGGGGCUGAGGCUGGUGCUGGAGUGGGGAAGCAGCUGGGACAAGAGGAUGUCGUGGGAAGGGUGGGUGUCGUGGGGGAGGGUGAUGAGGGACAAGGCCAUGGACAAGGAGUGGCCGCGCUCCGCGUGGGGCAUCAUCAACCUCGGACUCGUCAAGCAGCUCCAACAGAAGUGAUUGACAUGUAGCUGGCAUCCACUGCUACUCGCCCAUGGCUCCAUGCAAUGCAUGCAUCGUAUACGGCCGAGCAUCCAUCGGCAGCGUACGUCGGCAAGGAACGAAAGGGAGAGUGCAGAGGUGUCCAGUUGCAGUCUGUGUGUGUAACCUGCUAGAACUUAAUAAUUUUAGUGCUGAGUGCCUUGAGUGUGUGUUAAGUUGUACUACAGUCUACAGUGUUAUGCUUGGUGUGUUAUCGAAUAAAUUUGAAAAUCCCGCAAACAAA